Messenger RNA from Lampris incognitus (smalleye Pacific opah), 994 nucleotides. Its product is annotated as hepatic and glial cell adhesion molecule-like. Bases 23 to 895 code for a protein of 290 amino acids. The transcript has 4 exons. Lineage: Eukaryota; Metazoa; Chordata; Actinopteri; Lampriformes; Lampridae. The record is from RefSeq and is a predicted model, not a curated record.
UGUCUGUGUGCUCUGUCCGGGUAUGUGCCCAGCAUGGGCAAAUCCUGCUAACUGUCUUGAAGAGAAUUUGUGCCUCAGACCCAAGAUGAAUGCAGAGAAGGAGGCAUCCUUGUAUGCCAAAGCCAUUCCUCGGGUCUUUCUGCUUAUGUGUCACCUUAUUUCGUUCCACCCAGGUGGGGUGAUGGCAGUUAACAUCACUAGUUCCAAUACUCUUAUUAGAGGUACAUGUGGAGGAGAGGCCCUUCUAUCUGUCCGCUAUAGCAGUCUCAGCUCAGAUCCACCUGUCAUCAAGUGGCAGCUGAAGAGGGACAAGCCAGUCACUGUGGUCCAGUCCAUUGGUACAGAGAUUAUUGGGAACCUAAGACCUGAGUACCAGGACCGUAUCCUAGUGUUUGAAAAUGGAACAUUGCUGCUCCACAACCUCAAGCUCUCUGAUGAGGGAACAUAUGAUGUAGAGAUCUCCAUCACAGAUGAUACCUUUACGGGUGAAGGUAGCAUCAUGCUUACUGUUGAUGAGUCCAUAUCCAGGCCUUAUAUACAAGCGGAGGCCUCAUCAGUGCUGGAGCUCAGCGAGCAGUUCACCCUCAACUGCUCCCAUAACGAAGGAACCCGGACCACGUACAGCUGGUUAAAGGGCGGGAAGCCACUGACCAAUGACACACGGUUACUGUGGUCACCUGAUCAGAAGCUUUUGACCAUCACAAGAGUGCUAAUGACUGAUGAUGAUGUCUACAUCUGCAUAGUAGAGAAUCCGAUUGGCAGCAUGAAGAGCCUGCCUGUCAAACUCACAGUCUACAGAAGAAGUUCUCUCUAUAUCAUCCUUUCCACUGGAGGCAUCUCCCUCCUCAUCACCUUGGUCACGGUGUGUGCUUGCUGGAAAUCCUCCAAAAAGUAGGAGCUUCUGCUGGCUAUCUUUUUUUUUUGUCUUGGGUGAAAAGAACUCCAAUCAUAUCUAAGUAAAACUUCUAUUUUAACUGAAAUUUACCUGAUUCAG